Dracunculus medinensis (Guinea worm) is the source of this 1300-nucleotide messenger RNA. The record is from the annotation of a GenBank genome assembly. NCBI's taxonomy places the organism in Eukaryota, Metazoa, Nematoda, Chromadorea, Rhabditida, Dracunculidae.
CAAUGAACUUUAUGGAAAAUUUGUUGUAAUUAAGACUGCUAAUUAUAAAUUACCAGCGAAAUCUCUUUAUGAAAAUUUAUUCGAUGGUUAUCAAAAAGAAUUGCGACCUGUCAACAAUUAUACCAAACCUACUAAAGUGGCGUUGAAAUUCUGGCUCAAGCAGAUAUUAAAAGUUAACGCAAGAGAUCAAAUCGUAAAAGUUCAUUGCUGGCUUGAACUUUAUUGGAAUGAUGAAUUUUUAAAAUGGAACCCAUCACUAUUUAAUGGAAUCAAACAAAUCCAUGUACCCGCUGGUAGGAUAUGGGAACCCGAUAUCCUUGUUUACAAUAAUGCUAAUAUGAACACUGCUAACAAUGAACUUGAGACAAAUGCAGUCAUCAAGCACAACGGCAAUAUAAUUUUAUUCAAAUCUCUGAUAACUGAUGUUACAUGUAAUAUGAAUCUUAUCGAUUUCCCAUUCGAUCAACAAGUGUGUUAUUUAACAUUUUCAAGUUGGAGUAUGGAUAGCGGCGACAUUGAGCUUGAAGCAACAAAUAACACAGAUAAUUUGGCGAUGUAUAUAAGUAAUGCAGAAUGGUCACUGGCUGAUUUUGCUAUUAAAACUUAUCGAAAGUACUAUGAAUGUUGUACUCAACCAUUCAUCGAUGUAACCUAUUUCAUGGUAAUAAAAAGGUCGCCAUCAUAUUAUUUAUUCAGUUUGGUUAUACCAUCAGCAGUGAUAACAGUAGUAACAAUGGUUGGAUUUUUUACACCACAUUCAACAUCAGGAGAAAAUACUGAAAAAGUUUCUCUAGGGGUCACUGCACUUCUCUCAAUGGCUAUUAUAAUGAUGAUGGUCUCAGAUAAUGUGCCGACAACUUCUGAAGUAAUUCCACUAAUCGGAAAAUAUUAUAUCGGCCUUAUCUUUCUUAUAUUUCUCGCAGCGAUAACAACGACACUAACACUCACAUAUCAAAUGCGAGGAAAUUCUGGAAUUCCGAUUAACAGAUUCAUUCGAAGCCUUUAUGAAAAAAUUGCUUGUAGUUCAUUUCUAUCAUGGAUAUUUUCCGUUCAUUUCUCGAAAUUUAAUUAUGAUAACGAUAGCAUAACUUUGGAAAAGGUUUCUUUUUUAUCCUCUAAAUCAUUUAAACGUCGAAAAAUUCGGCAAGAAUGGCAACAGGCGACGCGAAUAAUUGAUCGUUUGGUUAUGAUAUUUUAUGUUCUAAUAACGAUAAUUUUUGUCGUUUACGUAUUAAGGAAAAGCCACGACGAUAUUUACUUGAAUGAUCAACUUAUGGAUGGCUUAAAAGCUGAUAUUUAA